Dicrocoelium dendriticum is the source of this 1809-nucleotide messenger RNA. Lineage: Eukaryota; Metazoa; Platyhelminthes; Trematoda; Plagiorchiida; Dicrocoeliidae. The record is from the annotation of a GenBank genome assembly.
AUGCUCGGAAACACAAAGGCAGAAGGACUGGGAAGCACAGCAUUCUGGGGCUUCACCCCUGCGAUAAAUCUCCGUGAAUAUUACGAAAUGUUUUUUCAAGACCAUGCUGCCGACUCUAUGAACAUUCUGCUAGUUGGUAGCAGCGACAGCAGACACUUACUUCGAACCAUUUCCGAUCCUUCUGAGUUUCAACGACCGCAUUUUAAUUUCUUUGUUGUCGAUUCUUCACUGGAAAUUUACGCCAGAUAUAUUCUCCAAUUGUAUAUCGCUUUUGAGCACUAUCAUAGAUUUAACCUCCAAGACAAGACAGAGUUAUUCCUCGAGUUGUUCGGAAACACUUUGAUUCGCGAAUACACAGCUACAUACCUCCGCUGUGCAGCGCAAGAGUUUAUCAGAAUUUGCACCAGCUAUGAUUGUGACACACAAUACUCCCCUUUCUUCGAUCUUUCGGCAAUGAAGUUUAAAGAACGGGACGUUCUGGAAUCCAUAUUCAAGUUUUGGCGCGACAAAGAUUCUAAAGCGUUUGACAUAAGCAAAUGCUGGGACAGUCGUCUUCGAAAGCACCUCGGCACACGGUACGACGCAAUACCCAAUGUGUUUGACUGGGAUUGCAGCAUCACCCUCCACGAUCGUCAGGCGAAUCAAAUUGAUUCAGGAGAAUACUCCAAAUGGCGUCGAAUUGGGAUUGCUUUUGAAUUGCGCAAAGCAGAUUACAUCGUGUCCAACCGCAGUUUGGCCUCUGGAAAAUCUUUUAAGACCCCAUCAGGUGAACCGCUUGUGUACUGGGGAUACUGGGGAGAUUUGACGACCUCCCCCUUCAUCACGUUUGGUAUUGACACCAGUAAACUUCCGGAACUACGUCGCCAAGUAAAUGGAAAGAGCGUAUACGGGGCUAAUGUGACUUCCGAAGCAAAUGUUCGUGGCUUAUUGUGGCAAUUACAGCACCAUAGAAAGUGCCCUUUGUCAAUCGCCGCACCAUUCUGCGUUAAACGCGACGAAGAACAGGAUACUCAACAGUCUACACAGGAUGCCGAUGAAAAAGAUCGAGGUUUUGUCUUUGAUUUCAAAGAGGUACAGGAAGAGAAAUGUGCAGAAUCUGCUAGAAACUCAGUGGAAACCAUAUUUCACACGGUACCUUACGCUCGUCUAUCACCACCCAACUCCUUCAGUGUGAAAUAUUUGCCGAUAAACUCCUUCCCGGAUCUACCCACUCGACAUCGUUCUCUGUUCGAGGGUGAAUCAUCUGGCCUGUUAGAUGUGGUGUAUAUUGGAUGUAGCCUAGCCCAUCUGCUGAACAGCCCAAAGCUUCAGAUUCACUCAGAACCCUUGUAUGAGUCAAAGGACAACCAGCGUGAAAAGGUGGUGGACCCAGACAACGGAACGCCCUACGGUGUCAAUGGACUACUCAGUAUCCUCAAAGAGAAAUCAAUGCUUGUUGUUGAGUCAGUUCUCUACCUGGUCGAACUCCGUCCCGCGGAGAUUGAAGCGUACGUUGAGAACAUAACGAGAGCAGCUAAUGCCUUGGGAUUUCAGCCUGCUACAAUGCCGAAGCCUCUGGAGGAUCAUCACUUGUUUUUCGUUCGUCGCGCGACGAAAUGACUCUUAGGGAAAGGUCCUACAAUUCGUGAUAUAAUUCGCAUCUAUUUCGUGAUCAGGUCGCGAUCCAUGAAACUCUUCAAAACGAAGAUUGACUUCUUUUCGGAGCUGCCACUUCUCUUUGGCAGCACUCUGGAUAAAAAUCACCCCUUUUCUUUCGUUUACUGAUAUUUAACCCACAGGUUGUUGUACUACUUAUGCUGUGCUUUCCAU